UGCUGCCUCCAUCGCCCGAUCUCAGCCACAGGCGAAAGCAGUAGCGUUCGGAGCGACCCACAGAUCGCCUCCACAACCUCCCCGCAACCUCCGAACCGGAUCGGACCGAGGCAGGGAAGCGAGCCAAGGAGCGGUCUUCGCGGGGCAAUUCGGAACCACGCGCCGCUGCCCGUGCCGCUGCUAAUAUGUGUGUGCCUGCUGUCUGGCCCUGUACUCCUGCCCGCUAUGGCGCGUGUGGAGCGUGGUCGGCCGAGUGAGGGGGCGGCCCCACCCGGGAUGGGCAGCGUGGGCAGCGGGGUCGCCGGCGAACAGGAGUUCGCCAUGAAGAGCGUGGGAACACGCACCCAGAACAGCCUGCCACGUGGCCCACCCCCGGCCCGCCGGGCCCUGGAGGACCGCAGCUACAGCGCCGAGCGGCCCGGCCUGCCCGCCAGCUCCGAGGGCACGGGCUCCAGCGACGAGCGCAGCUACGGGACCGACCGCACCUACACCGCCGAGCGGCCCCCGCCGCCCGCCUCUGAGUUCCCCGUUUCCAACGGCGAGCGGGCGCUGUUCAACGGCAACCGCCUGGUCUCCAACGGCGACCGGCUGGUGUCUAACACCCUGUACCUGAACGGGGCAGGGCGGCGGGAGGGCCCGCGGGGCGCCAUGAGUCUGGACAUCUGCGGCAACAAUGUGGCGCUCAACAACGAGAAGAACAGCAGCCUGCCCCCACCCCAGUACCGAGAGCCCCCAUUGGCCAAGCUGGACAACCACAACCCCCCCAAAAUCCUGCCUGUGUCUGGCAAGUUGGAGCAGAACAACGAUGGACUGGUCCGCCCCUCUGCCUUUAAGCCAGUGGUGCCCAAGAGCUUCCACUCCAUGCAGAACCUGGUGUGCCCCCCCCAGACAGGUGUGGGAGGGGGUCGUGGCGCCGGGGGUUCCGGUGCGGUGGGGAGCCACAGAGAGCGGGACAGCCCGGGAGGGAGCGGAGGCGGGGGUGGCAGGGGAGGGGGCCGGGGCGGGCAGGGGGGGCUGUCCGACUCCGGGAGGAACUCUCUGACUAGCCUGCCCACGUACACAGGCUCUGGUUCAGGCUACGGGCCUCCGCACACACUGGGGCCCCUGAGUGCCUCCACCAGCCACAUUAACCGGCUGGGCACAGCCGCCCUGGACAAGCUGGACAAGCCAGGCUACCAGAACGGACUCAGCGCGUCCGACAGCGGCCGCUCCUCGUCUGGGAAGAGCUCCUCCUCCUACCAGCGCCUCAGCCACCUGGGCGAUGCCCCUGCACCGCUGCGCCCCUCCCCCUCCUCCGAUGACAUCAUCCAGGACCUGGAGGACAGGCUUUGGGAGAGGGAGCAAGAGGUGCUGCACAUGCGCCGGAACCUGGACCAGAGCGAGGCGGCCAUCGUGCAGGUGUUCGAGGAGAAGCAGCGGGUGUGGGAGCGGGAGAUGGAGGAGCUGCGGCAGAACUACGCCGUGCGGCUGCAGCAGGUGUCGCGCCGCGCCCAGCGCACGCAGCAGGCCCUGCAGGCCCAGAUCGCCCGGCUGCAGCAGGACAAGCGGCGGCUGCAGGACGAGAUCGCCGCCCUGCUCUCGCACCGUGAGGAGCUGGAGAGGAAGUGCCUGGACUACAGGAAGGAGCAGGCCGACAUCCUGCCCCGCCUGGAAGAGACCAAGUGGGAGGUUUGCCAGAAGGCGGGAGAGAUCUCCCUGCUGAAGCAGCAGCUGCGGGAGAGCCAGGCGGAGGUGACCCAGCGGGCGGGCGAGAUGGUGGCCCUGCGGGGCCAGCUCAAGGAGCUCAAUGCCCAGCUCAAGGAGCGGGAGGAGGUGAUGUUGGGGUUAAAGGACUCCUACAGCAGCAAGAGCCUGGAGCUGGAACGCUGUGAGGGGGAGCUGCAGAAGACACUGACUGAGGUAUCUAUGCUGAGGGACAAGCUGGGAGUGUUUGAGGCAGAGGUGAAGGGGCUGAAGCGAGCUCUGGGCGAGCUGAGCGGGGGCGGGGCCGGGGGUGUGCCUGGGGGUGGGGCUGUGGGAGUGACCGGCGGCGGGACUGGGAGCGGCGUUGGAGGCGGGGCCAGGGGAACGGGAAGGACCUUAGGGGGGCUGCCCUCUCCGCAGAGCCCGUCGGAGGCGGCGGCCCUGCCGCCCCCGGCCCCGCCCCCUGCGGACGCGCUGCUGAGCCUGCAGUCGGACGAGGCGAAGGCGCAGCGGCAGGAGGCGGGCGACCUGCGCCGGCAGCUGGAGCGCCUGCAGGGGGAGCUGCGCCUGGAGCGGCAGCAGCGCGAGAGGCAGGCGCUCACCUUCGCCCAGGAGCGCCACACCUGGCAGGGCGAGAAGGAGCGCGUGCUCAAGUACCAGGCGCAGCUGCAGGUCAACUACGUGGAGAUGCUGCAGAAGAACCAGGCGCUGGAGCAGCGCGUGGGCGAGCUCAACACCAAGCUCGUCACCUCCCCCACCUCGCCGCCCCCCGCCCCCCUACCCGUCCCGCUGACCCUCCCGCUCUCCCUCUCCCCGCCCCCCGCCGCCGCCGAGGACACGAAGCCUCCCGCCAUGCACCAGCUGGCUCCCCCCUGGCCUACCCCCUCCCGCUUGGAGAGGAUCGAGUCGACGGAGAUCUAACCAACCCCGAACUGUUCAGUCCGGCAAAUCAAAAAAUUAAAUGCAUUCAGUUCAGUACAAUUAUCCUUCAGUACCAGUAUCAAUAUCCUUCAAUACAGUCCGGUUUAAAGUCAUACCCACUGCUCCCCUGGGCAGUCCUGCCACUGCCAAAGGAGCCACAGACAGAGGGGCGAGGACUCAGGGCCCAGGCAGCAGCACUGGUCAGAUUGGUCAGGCAGGACUGAUGGAGAAUUCGGGCUGGACAGGCACUGGAGGGAGGGGUGUUCGUUUUUGAGAUUUUGGGGCAGUGAACACCGAAACUCACACUGACAGUCAAACCCACUGGCGCAGCUCAUACGCUGAACCCGACACUGACGCUCAAGCACUAGCACACGUUCACGCACACAGAAAUGUACGCUGACACUUUCACGCAAGGACAAAAGCAGACGCUCCAUCACUGUCGAAAGGUGUCGAUGGUCAGUGUUUCCCAGUGCUGCCACGGCAUCCUGGUCAAAGAACCGCGGGUCUAGAAUUCCCACAGUGUGCCAGCCAGCCCUGGAAACCACAGCCGUUGGCCCUAUGUUCUCCUUGCCAAGGGAACAAGCCCCCUGCGGGCACAGAAAGAGACCGAGACCAGAGAUCAGCCCGCCAGCAGAGGGUCAGUAGAGUCACCAGAGAAUUGUCCUCAGUGACACCAAAGGAGGUCCCGAAAGUGCCCCCUUGUGGUCUGUUGGUGCCAGGGCAACACAAAGCACUUGGUUGUAUCCCCAGAAUGAUAGCAGUUCUCAGUACCAGUUCUGUGGUGUUUUCAGGCUCAAGGGAAAAGGGGCAUUGGAAUAUACUGAAGAGCAGAAAAGGUCGAGGGGGCGGAGACUUCGGAGGGGGUUUUAGAAAGUGAAAACGCUUUAGUGUAUGAAGGGACACACAGGCGUGUGUCAGUUUGACAGCUGAAUACAGGAACGUGUAAAAAAAGGUGUUUCAGGGACACUGGGCAAGAAGGGCCAAAUGUAUACCAAGGAGUUUAUCAGGGACAUUGGAGUUUUAGGGGAUUAUUAGACAUUGGGGGGACAAGUGUAUUUCAGGGAUAAGGGGUAUUUUUGUUGGGGGGUGUUAAUAGUGUGGAUUGUUUGUUGAAGGGAGAUAGGGAGGGGUGGUAGGGUAUUCCACAGGAUAGGGGGGUUACACUAAUCUGUUUCAGUGGAUGGGAAGAUGACACUAGUGUGUUUCACUCGAUGCGGGGCUGAUACUAUAGCGCGUGUCAGUCAGUGACACCCAUGUGUUUCAGGGACAAUGGAGAGCCCGUCUCUCUUGCACUGUCAGCGCCUGCAGUGACUGAGGACAAACACCAGAGGGCAGAAUGCUGACACAGAGCUCCCAAUCAAAGGAAGAAUUACUUGAAAAAUGACUUUCGCAUUUCUUUGUAUUGAACGUUGACGGCGAACAAAAAAAAAAAAAAAAUGGCUUCACUUUGUUAAUGUAAUACCUUGAUCUCUAUUGAUGUUUCUUUGAGUGGAGAGUAGAGGAAGGGUUAGUGAACGCUUGUGUUAAGGCUGGUCAAUGAAGCUGGUAAUCUGUGUUAGACAACAGUGACAUGCAGCAGCAGAUAGCAGCUGAACCAGAGGAGCUUGAUGAAUAGUGGUAAGACUGAGACAUGACUGGAAGGAAGUGCACGUUAAGAAUAUGUAGACAUAGAAAAGAUGGGAAAUGACAUCUUGCUCCGAAAGGUGCCACUCGGUGACAUGGAAGGGAACAGUGCAAUUGCAUGUGUGUGUGUGUGUGUGUGUGUGACAGAGAGAGAGAGAGAAAAACAGAGAGAAAGAGAGAGAGAAUGAAUGUAUGCGUGCAUGUACCAGAGCACUCAUGUGCAUGCCUUUGCAUGCACGAGUGUCUGUGUGUGUGGACGUCAUCGCCGUAACUCUCUUAAUGUCCCGUUGCGACGAGGCCGCGAAAUACACAGCCCCCAGCGAGCGGAAAGGGGGAGUGUGGAAAAAAAAAAAUUACGCACUGACACAAAUAUGGAGGGACCGAAAACAGACAAGGACAGGGUGACACAGAGUUAAAGUGAGGGAUGAAACAGACAGAGAGCGGGUAGAAUGAGAUACGGCAUGCACAGUCAGAGUCGAGAGAGAAAGGAUGAAUGGGAGGAGGAUGGAAGCCAGAUAAAUAGAGUGGAAAAAGAAUAAAGUGAAGGGGUAGGUUAUAGGUGGCCAGAUUUGCUGCUAUGUUCUUCUGUUGUGUCCUGCUGUGUUCUUGGUAGAAACAGAGAGGCAGUGUACUUGGAUGUAAAUAUCAUUGUUAUUUAUGUGUACAUAUUUA
Megalops cyprinoides (Indo-Pacific tarpon) is the source of this 4899-nucleotide messenger RNA. Its product is annotated as leucine zipper putative tumor suppressor 3. The record is from RefSeq and is a predicted model, not a curated record. Gene Ontology annotation, cellular component: dendritic spine. Gene Ontology annotation, biological process: regulation of dendritic spine morphogenesis. The transcript has 6 exons. NCBI's taxonomy places the organism in Eukaryota, Metazoa, Chordata, Actinopteri, Elopiformes, Megalopidae. Bases 226 to 2604 code for a protein of 792 amino acids.